GAGAGAGAGAGAGAGAGAGAGAGAAUAAUACCUACACUCUGAUCUGUCCAGGACAAGCCCCAGACCUCUGAGAGGCAGCAGCAGAGCUGGUCGCUUCUUCCCAGCUUUGUGCCCCUCCGCCCCAUCACAACAUUAGAUCCUCGUGAGUUCUUGGGAACUUAAAGCGGUUCUUUUUUUCCUUUUCUCUCAAGCAUCCUCACCAUCCCUUGGAAAGCCUGAGCAAGUUUGGAAGCUUCAAACUUCGGUCCCCGCACAGCGGGAGCUGCAGCAGCAGCACCUGUGCCUCCCGGGCUCACCAGGGAGAGCUCGGGUGAAGCUGCGAAGAAGCCCCCUCAAGCCGAGAGAGAGCUGCUUACUUUCUACCAGAAAUAAUUGCAGCCCAGUGGAAGACGGCAAGAGAGAGACUUCUGUUGGGGUGUCUGCAAACUUUUGUUGGAGUGACUUGCUGAUUAUUUUCCCCCAUCAAGAUCAAAGACCUUCUAGAUCAAAAAAAGGAUUUUUCUUUCUUUCUUUUUUUAAACGACAAAUUAAGAUUUGCAUCACCAGGAAAAAAGAAAGAGAGAUAAACUUUUUUCACCCCAGCAGUGAGUGGAGCAACAAGUGAGAACAGCGCUGGACGUCUCCUCCAGCCCAGACAGCUAGCUUGCUAGCAACUCAGCUUGUUUGCUGCUCAAGCGGGCAUCCUUUGGCAGUACUCGUCGUCGUCCUCCUCCUCCUCUUGGCACCUUUCAGAAGAAUCCGCUUCAACUGCAACUGAAAAUGUUGCCGGACCUCAGGAUUUCCCUACUGCUGUCCCUUCUGCAUGGACUGCUGUUGCUUCAAGGUCAUGCAAAGGAACUGCGGCUGAUGAAACCGGAGUUGAACUUGAACAGUGAUCAUAUUACAGUUGCCGCCGGAAAGCCUUUCGCAAUCACUUGCCGAGGCUCGCGUGGUUUGACUUGGAUCUGGAGAAAUGACCAGUACAAGGAUGGCAAUCGGUGGCAGGUAUUUGAAAAGAAAUGCCCAGGCAGGUCACAUCACACCUGCAGCACCCUUGUGGUCAACCGAGCUGUUGCCAAUGACACAAGCUACUUCACCUGCCUUUACAGCGACCUUCCAUCAAACAAAGAACUCAAGGCCGAGUUAUACAUUUUCGUCAGAGAUAACACACAGCCUUUUGUAGACUUCCGCCCAAGUGUUCCUGAUGUUAUCUUCGUACACAAUGCUACAGAAGUGAUCGUGCCUUGCCGGGUCACCUCGCCGGAUAUCACACCAACGCUCCUGCUGCAUCCUUCCAGCAGUGCCGUGAGGUCUGUGAAGAUGGAAUGGGAUCCCAAGAGAGGAUUUGUGGUCACUUUGCCUACCUAUGAGUUCUUCAGUAGCAUGCUCAAGUGUGUUGCUAUGGUCAGGGGAGACGAAUACACAUCCUACUAUGUGACACAGAAAGUAGAGAAAAGGAUACAGAACCUGGUUCUCAAAACAAAUCCCCAAAAGCUGGUGGUUGGAGACAACCUUAACCUGGAAUGCAGUGCGGAGACAUUUUUCAAUGGACGCAUUGAAUUUGUAUGGACAAUUCCUGGAAGGACUGAAACCAAGGCUGAAAAUACAUUCGACCUAAGUGAGCCAGUGUAUAAAGCUUCUUCUAAUGUGGUCAUCAAGAAUGUUACAAUGGAAAACAGAGGGUUGUAUGUAUGCAGAGGCAUAAUUGCCAAUACAACACAAUUAAAAUCAGAGGCCAACAUCACUGUAUACAGAGAAGCUUUCAUCAAAGUUUCCUUUAAGAAAAUCAAUCCCUAUGAAGUUAUCGAAGGGCAAAAGAUGCUGAAAUUGUCUUGGAAGGUUCAAGCUGUCCCCCGCCCCAUAGUGACCUGGUACAAGGAUGGCAAGAAGCUGACCAAUUCGAACAGUGACUGCUAUGAAUUAGAUCCAGUGAAAUACAGGCUCAUCAUAAGGGACGUGAAACCAAAGCAUGCUGGGAAUUACACCAUAACCCUGAGCAACACUAAGCAUAAUGUCCAUGAACAACACACUGUCGAGCUGGAUGUAUUAGAGAGACCCAGGAUUUAUGAAAAGGAGACAGAUUUUUCUAAAAUGGAGCUGGUCACAAAAGGAGGAGAGCAGAGCCUCCAGUGCACAUCAAGUGGGAAUCCUCUGCCCACCAUACAUUGGGAAUGGGAGCCAUGCAGUCAUGAAGACAACCUAUGCAAGCAACGAGGGGAAAGGAUCAAGGUGGAAGAAACCAUUGGCCGUGAAAUCACCUACCCAGCAAAUAAAAUCAAGUCCAUUGAACCUAAGUACAUAAGACAUGGCAAUAAAUUAAAGAUCAUAAGCACCCUGGAAACGACAGCAAGUAAUGUCUCUGGGGUCUAUUUCUGUGUGGCUUCCAACAAGGUUGGCACAGAAGAAAGAAGCAUUCGAUUCUAUGUCUCAGAUGUGCCAUCCCAACUACAGACUGAGCCACAAAUCACAGCCAUUGUAGCAAGCAAUGUCCAGUUGACCUGCAAGUCCUCCAAGUACAUCUACAACCACCUCUCUUGGUACAACCCCACCUUGCAGGCCGUUCCUGAUGCUUUGAUGCAGAAGAAGGUGGACAACUAUUCCAUCUACUUGACGUUGGGCCUUAAGAAUGUCUCGCAGGCCCACGCUGGCCUAUACAGGUGCAGAGCUCGAAGCCACCCAAAUAGCACUGAGGGGCUGGAGAAAAACACCAUGCUCAGUGUCAAAGUUAAGACUGUGCCUUACAUUAUGGAGAACUUCACAGACUUCGAAGUUAAUGUUAGUGGGAAAAUUGUUCUGGAGUGCAAAGUGAAUGGGACACCCAAACCCACAAUUGCUUGGCUGAAAAAUGGCUAUCCAAUUACUCCUGCCUCAGGAAUUUCCAUGGAAAACAACACCCUGGUGAUUGAGCGAGUGAAAAAGGACGAUGAGGGUCACUAUAAGUGCAAGGCCAUCAAUGAAAUGGGCCAAGACAGCACCCAGGCGUUUAUUAAAAUAGAAGGCUCCGAGGAAAAGUCCAACAUUGAAGUAAUCAUUUUGGUUUGCACUGGUUUAGCAGCCACCCUCUUCUGGCUCCUCCUCACCCUCUUCAUACGGAAACUGAGAAAACCAGAUGCCACAGAUAUUAAAACAGGAUACUUGUCAAUCAUAAUGGAUCCCGAGGAGAUGCCGCUUGAUGAGCAGUGCGAGCGUCUCCCAUAUGACAGCAGCAAGUGGGAAUUCCCAAGGGACCGUCUGCGGCUGGGUAAAACUCUGGGUCAUGGUGCUUUUGGGAAAGUGGUGGAGGCAUCUGCUUUUGGCAUAGAUAAAUCUUCAACCUGCAAAACUGUUGCUGUUAAAAUGCUUAAAGCAGAGUGCUCAACGACCAACGAGCGCAAGGCUUUGAUGUCUGAACUGAAGAUCCUUAUUCAUAUUGGACACCACCUGAAUGUCGUCAACCUGUUGGGUGCCUGCACCAAGCCAGGAGGUCCUUUGAUGGUCAUUGUAGAAUACUGCAAGUACGGAAAUCUGUCUAAUUACCUACGAGGAAAACGAGGAGACUUCAUCGCAUGCAAGCCUCAGGAAAAUCCAGACCCUGCAGAGAAAGAGCUGGAAGCAUACAUCAGUGAUUUAACAGAACUGAUCAAGAGGCGCCUGGAGAGCGUGGCAAGCACAGGAAGCUCUGCAAGCUCAGGAUUCAUUGAAGACAAGAGUUACACAGACUCAGAAGAAGAGGAGGAAGAUGUUGAAGAUCUCUACAAGCGUGCCCUGACCUUGGAGGACUUGAUUUGCUACAGCUUCCAGGUCGCCAAAGGCAUGGAGUUCUUGGCCUCCAGGAAAUGCAUUCACAGGGAUCUGGCAGCCAGGAACAUUCUGCUGUCUGAAAACAAUGUGGUGAAGAUCUGUGACUUUGGAUUGGCCAGAGAUAUUUACAAAGAUCCUGACUAUGUGCGGAAAGGCGACGCGAGACUUCCUCUGAAAUGGAUGGCUCCAGAAGCUAUUUUUGACAAAACUUACACCACUCAGAGCGAUGUUUGGUCUUUUGGUGUGUUGCUGUGGGAAAUAUUUUCUCUAGGAGCGACACCAUAUCCAGGUGUGCAGAUUGAUGAGGACUUCUGUCGACGCCUCAAGGAAGGGACAAGGAUGAGAUCACCAGAAUAUUCAACUCCAGAAAUCUACAAGACCAUGCUGGAUUGCUGGCAUGGAGUGCCGACAGAGAGGCCCACCUUCUCCGAACUUGUGGAACGUUUAGGAGACUUACUCCAGGCAAAUGUUCAACAGGAUGGGAAAGACUACAUCCCACUGAACAUUACGUUGUGCCCAGAUGGAGAUUCCAAACCCAAAAUCAGCAUCCUUGAAGAGAAUGUGAAGAAGGGUUUUCAUCGCUGGAGUACACUGGAAGCCUAUAUUAACCCCAAGAAUCGGCCACUCAGUGUGAAAACAUUUGAUGAGGUGUCAGUGAAGAAGGAAAAAAGAUUGCAUGAGGAAUGCGAGUCAGAUAGCGGGAUGGUGCUGACCUUGGAUGAAAUGAAAAGCCGGAAGAGAUUGGAGAUUCGUUCUUGGCCUUAUGGAAUCAUGGCUUUGGCGAGAAAAGCUAUCAACAAGAGCAAAGAGUCUGUAUUCUCGGAGAACGAGCGUGAGGCUGUGAAGUACCUGUCGGCAACACAGGUGAACGAUGCCGUCCAGGAACAGUAUGUUCUCCUGCCAGUCGAUCCCACCCUGGAGUGCCACAGCCCACCUCCUGACUACAACUCAGUGAUUCAGUACUCUGCUCCUCCAGUGUAAUUGGCUCAGGGCUGAUCUUCUUCAUUUUACACAUCUUUGACCAUACAGUAUAUUCAUCAGGCUUCCUAUUUGUGCUGCCUGCUUAAUGGAACCAGUGGGGUGGUUUUUUCGCACAAAAACGGGGAUAAGAGAUCACACUCUUAUCCAGGUCCAUCUGUCCAAGGUAUUAAACCCCCAAAGCAGAUAGAAGUCCUUUGAAGAGCAGCUGUCUUAAAGGGUAUAUUUCUGCUGAUCUAGCUCUUAUUUUCUAACCUUCUGCACAGCAAAUUUGUUUAAAGAAGAAAAAAUGCAGUUGUACCCAUUGCAUUGUCAUUCUGUGGGGGCUUCUUUCUCAAAGCUUUGGGAUAUACACUGAAAAUUCUGGUUCUGUUAACAGGGGCAUAUUCUUCAGGGAUCACUUCUCUCACAGUUUCAGGUAGAAAUAAGAAUUUCUCUUUUCCUCAUUUUUGGUUCCUUAUUAUCAUUACCAUAUUUACAUCUGCCAGAAUCCCACCCCUUCCCUAGUCCACAUCAGAUUACAAUUAGCUUGCACUGCAAAACAGGGCUGGGGUGGGAUUCAUAUUUAUACUGACAGCCAAUGUCCUUUGUUCCUAAUAAAUAAAAGCUAAUAAGGGAAUAAUUAGAUGAGCUCAUUCUUUUCCAGAGCAAACUUCCCUUCCCUCUUUCUCCCAAUGAAAAGUCUGACAAUUAUAACUGUGUAACUGUCAUGACUUCCCCCAAAGAACCCUGGAAAUUAUAGUUUAGGAAGGGUGUAGGAUAAUUCUCCAUUGCAGAUCCCAGGCCCCAUCCCAGGCCCUUACUCAUAGAAAUCUCCCUUGGAGGAGAAAAUGACCAUUACAUAACAUCCUUUUCCCUGGCCUGUAGAUUUGCCAUUAGCUCCACUUUCCUCAAAAUCUAUUACAGAAAGAAAUGGGUGUGAAAACUUUCAUGGCAAUGAAUGUUAGUCAUUCAGCAGGGACCAAAAAGACCUUUAGCCAUCUAGGGUAGUGAGGUUCAAUAGAUCCAACAAUAUUGGAAAAACAUAAAGAGAAAAUAUGCCUCAGGUGUUUUUGAGCCAGGCUAGGUCAAGCUGGAAGGCAAGCCUGUGACCCUGUGAAGCUGUGACUUUAAAAGCAUCCUCUUAAAAGGUGUUUGGAAAGAAAAUCUAUUCGAUUCUGGUAGGGAUUUUUCAGACAGUGGCUCCAAAAAAGAAAAUUGUAUGCCUUGAUGAGCAGCAAAAACAUUUCGUUGAGAGGAAGAGAGGAGAGAUGGCUAUUUAAGGUGGGGGGGGGAGUUGUAUUCCAGUCACUAUCUUGCAUAUUCUGAUCAAUAACAUGUUUUCUUUGGCUGUGUAAUAUGAAUGCUGUGGAGAUUGUGGCUACUUCCACUUUGUUCCUGCUCCCCACAAAGAGGUGUGUUGGCUGCACAACCACCCCAGGGCAUCUGCACCAUACUGUGGUCCUGAAAGUCAUUGUAUGGCUCCCAGAAAGGUGUAGUUGCCGUUUCUCUGUGAUGUCCUUCCCCCACUACACACACACACACACACACACACACACACACACACACACACACCAUUCCAGUUAAUGUUAACAUGCAGCUCUCUUUUGGGAGAUACCCAUGCUGGUGUUGUAAGUCAAAGUAUCUGCUCAUUCCACACUAGCAUUGAAGGAGUAUGGGAAGAUGCAACCAGCCACUCUCAUAAAUCCAGAGAAUGGCACAGAAUAAGGAACCUUGAGGCCCUUUCCUCAGAGGCAGAGCAGUGGAAGAAGUGCCCUAACCCUUUUGCCCAAGCCCCCAAUCCUGAAACUCUGACAAACACAUAACCUUCUAACAGGGUCUCUGAAAACUGGUUUCAGGACCAGCAGAAGAACAUUCAGCUUUCUCAAGGCCUGCUGCAUUCAGCAUCUCAGGUGUACAAAAAGGCAGCACUGAGCAGAGACGUAGCAAGAGAGGUGCAUGUUUGUGUUCUCCCUAAAUUCAGCUAAUUGGCAACUGAGAAAGGGAGAUGCAGAAAGUGCCUUAUGGCAUGAGAGUAGGUGUGACCCUUAUCUUCUUGCAGGCAGGUUGCCUACUUCACCUCUUGUUCUGGAUCUGAAACCCAAAGAGGCCUUCAUUGAACUAAUAUGGAAUUGAAGAAUUUGUGUAGUAUGACUCUUCCCAAAGCAAGAAGCACCCCAUCUGGACUCAGUGCCUAGUUUCUUGCCAGGAAUGGUUCUGACUUUGGAUUCAUAGACUUCCUCACUGUUUUUGUUUUAACCAGUCUGUGUAACUACCUAAAAAUGAACCUAUAUUACUUGUAUUUUAUUUACUAAUAUUUUUCCUGCCCUUAUCUUCCUAUUCCCUUAAUUUAAUUACUAUGUGUGUGUGUGUUUCCAAUUAAGCUGCUAUAUGAGAUAGAUAUAAUCCUGCAGAAGCAAAGCACCUGAUCUCACUGGUAGAGGUGAGCCUUUCCUUUGCAUAACCUCUUUUCUCCCCAAAGGUGCUACCAAUAUGUUUGACUUCUGCAGGAUCUUGCUCAUUGUGUUUAAUCUGUAAACGCAGUUCUAUAUAGACUUUCAUUUAUGUAGCAACGUGUAUAAUUCUUAUGUACUACCAAAGAGCAGGAAAUCCCCUGGAAUAAGAGCUUUCCAUGGGUUUACUGAAAAUGUCACUAACGCUUGCAGGACAGGCCCCAGUUUAUAAGAAUCUCCCCAGUUCCACAAUUACUGCCAAUUUGGCCGAACACCACCCACUUCCCCAUCUUCCUUAUCAUUUUGGUGACGUCUUUGUUUUAUUUUUAAUGCCACCUGGCUUCUUUCAGAAAACAGGGAGCUAUGUGAAUCUUGUGGUGUUUGGAUCAAAGAGCAAGAAAGACAUACCUUAUUUUUUGCACCAUAACACUCACUUUUUUCCUCCUAGAAAGUAAGGGGAAAUGUCUGUGCGUGUUAUGGAGGAAAUGCCUACGGGUGGCAUGCCUACGGAUUUUCCUCCUCUAAAAACUACGUGCGUGUUAUGGUCGGGUGCGUGUUAUAGAGUGAAAAAUACGGUAACUGACCUUGUUCCCACGUGAGGCUGAUCUCAAUUGCAGGACAAAAAGAGGAGCCAGUUGCCCAAUAGAAGUGUAUAUUUUGGUAUCUUAAGACUACUCAGGGAAUAUUUUGUGACUUCAGAAGAUACUCAGCCACCUGCCUUUGUGACCUGACAAACCUCAGAUAUGUUCAAUGUUAAUGAGUACAAACCUGUCUCUCUUUGUUCCAAGCCAGACCUUAUGUUUUUUCACUCCUGUAGCAACCCUACAUUACCAGAGAAGAUAGUAUUAUUAACCUGUUUUGUAUCCAGGGCCGGCUCCACCAUUAGGUAGAAUGACACUGAGGGGCACACAAAACUGUGUACCAUGUGGCUGACCUGCACCACCUGCCUGCUGCCUGUGGAGUUUGUCCCGGCACUAGUGUUGAAGUUAAGACUUCAGCUGGCAGUCUAGACAGCUUUUGUACCUGGAAAUGGGCGAGACACUGACACAUGCUUCCCUUCAGGCAGCAAAAUGUCUUCAGUCAGCCCUGGUUUUCUCCCCCUUUAUACCAUAAUCAGCAGCUUCAGAAAAGACAUUUGUUCAUAGCCAAAACCUAUUCUUACAGUGAGAUGAUUCUUUCAGAAAUAUAUUACUCGUCCUGCUCUAAUUAUAUGUCGUUAUCUGCUGCACUGACAAAAGCAAUAAUCACCCUAUUUCCUGCCCUAUAUUUCUUUGGCCUUCUGCCUCUCGGUUGAGAAAGACACAGAGACAGAGAGAGACAUUUGCUGGGAAUCACAAGCAGGGAGAGUGCUGUUGGAACCAUCUCCUGCUUGCGAGCUUCCCAUUGGCCACUGUGAGAACAGAAUGCUGAUCCAAAAGGGCUCUUCAUACGUCCUUAAAUCUCCGGGCCUUGGUUGUGGGAAGACUUUUUAUCAGGAACCGCACUGAGCAGAAACUCCCAUAGUCUUGGGUUUCUUUUUUCUACUGCCCCAUUUUCCCAUUGUUCCUGAGUUGUCAGUACCAUUAACAAAUGCCUGUGACCCAAAUAAUGAGAUGGCAGUGCAAGCAAAUAAGUAAAUGUCCCAUUCUGCUCCAAACACUACAGAAUGUACAGUGAGACCAGACCCUGUCUGUCUGAAGAAUGCACUGGGGGGAAAUCAAAACACCUGCUCUCAUUAUAUAUUCAAAAAUGUAUUGUAAUUAUUAACCAAAAAUAAAUAAAUAAAAAUAAUUUGAUUUUAUACAG
This is a messenger RNA of Podarcis muralis (Common wall lizard), 8954 nucleotides long. Its product is annotated as vascular endothelial growth factor receptor kdr-like. Lineage: Eukaryota; Metazoa; Chordata; Lepidosauria; Squamata; Lacertidae. Gene Ontology annotation, molecular function: ATP binding; growth factor binding; vascular endothelial growth factor receptor activity. Gene Ontology annotation, cellular component: plasma membrane; signaling receptor complex. The record is from RefSeq and is a predicted model, not a curated record. Gene Ontology annotation, biological process: angiogenesis; protein phosphorylation; positive regulation of angiogenesis.